CUACCAUGAGCGGCACAGAAGACGACUCAGAAACAGCAUCGGGCGCCGCAUUCCCGUUUCUGCGGCUCCCCCUCGAACUGCGCGAGCAAGUCUACUCGCACUACUUCCACCCGGGCGACCACCUGGUGCAGAACGCCGAUCUCGAGGCCCGCGGCUUCUACGGCGGCGUGUACCGCUGGGACCUCAGCGUCUUGCACGUGUGCAAGCAGGUGUACGCCGAGAGCAAGAAGGUGUGGCGGCGCGAAAAUGUCUUUGUCAAGGUGGCUACGCCGUGGCCCAGUGCGGUUCUAGUCAACCAUAUUUCGUCUGAGGGCCUCGUGCCCAUUGUAUGCACCGACGCAAAAGCAGACGCCUUUGCAGACCACCAUGCCGUCGUGCAGAUUACCGCGCCGUUCCAUGGCGUGGUCCCCGAACACACGGUCGUCAUGCUCGUCGACGACUUGCAUCUGUUUACAAAGACGUGGUACUACAGCGCGCUGUCGUAUCCCAUGCUGAACGAACGCCUUUCGACGACAUUUAUUCUACGGAAUCCCGCGAAGACCGGCACUGAAUUUUCUCACGACGACGACGACGACGUUGCUGCUGCUACGGCCCCAGGCCAGAAAGAAGGCCUAGGUGUACCCAUUGCGCUGCAGAAGAAACUCCUCCUCCCCUUUGAGCACGUCAAAGGCCUCCACGGCAUCCGCAUCUACGGCUACUCGUCGUCGGUAAAAGCAGAACUCGCCCGCCUGCAAGCCCUACCCGUCCCCUCGCUCCAGGAAUCGCUCGAGUCGGCAACAGACCUAAUGGCCGCGGGGGACGCCGCGCUCGCCACGCACACGCCCAGCAAAGAAGACGCCGCCCAGCGCGCCCUAGACCUCUACAAACAAGCCUUCCACGCCAUCCACAUCCUCAUCCACGGCCGCAGCCGCCGCGUCCUCGCCGACGUCUUUUUUCACGACACCAUUCCCAGCGGCCGCUACGCCGGCCAAACAGGCCUUACCGUGCGCGUUAUCCUGCGCCUCAAACUCGUCGCCCGCACCAUCGCCGCCUACAACCAGCUUGCGCAGUGGCACGAAUCUGCCUUCUGGGGCAUGCGCAGCGCUCACAUCCUCGACGACAACUUCAACCCGGACUUCGAAGCUUUCCUCACUAACGUCCUCGGCGCCGCGGAUGUCGCGCUCAUCUACCUGCGCACCGCAAUCGCCUUCUGGCAUAUGGAGACGCAUAAAGAAGAUUGGCUCGGCGAACUGAUUGCCUAUGCCGACGAGGAAAUGGCAGAUAGCAUCAAGUUGUGGGCCAAAGCUCGCGCCUUUUUGUUUAGGAUCUCCAAGAACGAGGUUAGGGCUGAGCUCAAGGCGUACGGUGUCCCCCAGGAUGUCAUGGAGGUGUUUACAGAUGCGUAGGCGGGGUAUGGGGGUGGUGGGGCGUGUGAGGCGGGUGCGUGAGAGGAAGAGUGUGGUUGUGGUUGUGGUUGGGGUUACAUACAUACGAGUCAUGAGUAUAAGUAUGUACAUCGAUAGGCAGAUAGACAGACAGAUAGACAGGCGAAGCAAUACGGCAAGUACACAAGGUAUGUGUGAGUUUGGUUUUAGGCUGGCUGUAUUCAUUCGGCCUCCAGAGUUUAGUGUUUUUUCUUCAUACUU
Exserohilum turcica Et28A is the source of this 1625-nucleotide messenger RNA. RefSeq lists its product as uncharacterized. The coding region runs from base 6 to 1385 and encodes 459 amino acids. Lineage: Eukaryota; Fungi; Ascomycota; Dothideomycetes; Pleosporales; Pleosporaceae. The record is from RefSeq and is a predicted model, not a curated record. The transcript is spliced from 2 exons.